Molecule: messenger RNA, 2511 nt
Organism: Aspergillus chevalieri
Lineage: Eukaryota; Fungi; Ascomycota; Eurotiomycetes; Eurotiales; Aspergillaceae
Product: DNA cross-link repair protein PSO2
Exons: 2
Coding region: 1-2511 (836 amino acids)
Biological process (GO): interstrand cross-link repair; double-strand break repair via nonhomologous end joining; protection from non-homologous end joining at telomere
Molecular function (GO): damaged DNA binding; 5'-3' DNA exonuclease activity
Source: RefSeq, a predicted model, not a curated record
AUGACAAACCACGACACACCCAAAAUGCCCGGAUCCCUCCCCAGGAAACCCUCCUCAGCGCCCUCGCGACCAGCCUUCAGCAGCAACGGCACAUCCCGCCAAAACUCCGCGAAACGCAACACUAGCAUCCUAAGCUUCUUCGAGAAAACAGACGGUCCCCCGCAAGCGACGUCUCGCCAGCCCCGGAUAACGCAGUUUGCUUCGCCUAGUCCUAGGACUACGGCUACGAGCACGGGUUCGAAUACGAAGAGGAAUACAGGGGAUGCGAAUCGGGGUCGCAAUCCUGUCGUGCGGAGGGAGAAUUCGAAUGUUGGGUCUUCGGCGAAUGAGAGCUUGUUCUUGGAGGAUCGGAGGCGUGCUGCAUCAGGGACGGGAGAUGUUGGGAGGGAGAGGUCGAGGUCGCGAUCGCGGACGCCGGAUGAUUUCUGGGGGGAAGGGGAGGAUGUUGGGAAGGAAGAGGACGUGGAGAGGUUCAAUGAGAAUCGGUCUGCAGUGAAGAGGCGUAGGACGGGGGAUUCAUCGAGUUUGUCACUGGUUGAGGAUGGCGAAGAUGGGAAGGGAGAAGACAAUGAGAAGGAGGGUGCCGGGGAUAAGUCCGAGUCGCGUGCUAAACCGAAAGCGAACACCAGCGGCCCGUUCAUCGACGAGUCAGAUAGCGAGGGAGAUCUGGGCGCAUUCCGGGAGGUCGAGGUCGAGGAGACAGUGACCAGUACAACGGACGAGCCGAAGUCGAAUACUGAUGGCCCAGAUCAGCCAACGCCCGACAUACCACCAUUGGUAAGAGAAGCCACGAGCCAUAUCGACGAGGAAUAUGCGAAUUUUGACGAUCUAGGUGAAGGCGAGGAAGAAUUCUUAGAGCCGCUCUCCGCGGCCGGGAAUGAGUGUGAAGAGGAGGCUGUUUGUCCUAUUUGCCAGGGUAAUUUGGUUGGAUUGAGCGAGGUGGAUGUAUCGGUUCACGUUAACGACUGCCUCGAUGGCAAGACAGAUCCUCCAAAUCCCGCACCAGCAGAGCCGGCACCAGCACCGCCCGACAAGUUGACUCGAAUCGAAAAGGCUGCAAUAGCGCGGCCAGCACAAAGAGACCCGUACACUACGAAAGAAGCACCGUCGAAAUCUGCCUUCUCCAAAUUAAUGGCCGGCAAUGCUGAAGACACAGCGUGGGCGGCGGCCGCAGCAAACGAAGUUUCAUCGCGCGGAAAGCAAGCCUACCAACGAACCUGUCCGUUCUACAAAAUCAUACCAAAUUUUUCCAUCUGCGUGGAUGCGUUUCGCUACGGCGCUGUCCAAGACUGCAACGCCUACUUCCUUAGCCAUUACCACAGCGACCACUACGUGGGCCUUACAUCGUCCUGGCGCCAUGGCCCGAUCUAUUGUAGUAAAGUUACAGCAAAUCUUGUCCGGCAACAGCUCAAAGUUGAUCCGAAAUGGAUCGUACCGUUGGAGUUCGAGAAGACGACCGAAGUGCUUGGUACGGACGGUGUGCGCGUAACUCUAAUCGAGGCGAACCAUUGUCCCGGUAGCGCGCUGUUUCUUUUUGAGAAGAGGUUUGGACAGGGACCCUCGUCGAGAUUGCGGCGUGUGCUACAUUGUGGCGAUUUCCGAGCGUCUCCUGCGCAUGUACAGCAUGCGCUUCUUCGCCCGGAGAUUAUGGACCCGAAUACUGGACAGCGUCGGGUUCAGAAGAUUGACGUUUGUUAUCUGGACACGACGUAUAUGAGUCCGAAAUAUGCGUUCCCAAGCCAGAACGACGUGAUCCAGGCAUGUGCGGAAUUGUGUGUGCAAUUGGACCAGGACGCGGGUGUUCUGCCGCAGAAGAACGGCGGGGGUGAUGGUGGUAUGAUGAGCCAGUUUGUAAAUGCAGUGACCGGUGGCAAUGCAGGAAAACCGCCAUCGCAGAAAGGACGGCUACUCGUGGUGAUGGGAACAUACAGCAUCGGCAAAGAACGAAUAUGUCUAGGCAUCGCCCGCGCUCUCCAAUGCAAAAUCUAUGCGACACCGGCCAAACAAAGAGUCUGCGCCUGUCUCGAAGACCCCGAACUUAAUGCUCUUCUAACAGACGAUCCUCUUGAAGCCCAGAUCCACAUGCAAACGAUUUUCGAAAUCCGCUCGGAAACACUGGCGGACUACUUGGCGUCGAUGAAACCGCACUUUUCGCGGGUUGUGGGAUUUCGCCCGACGGGCUGGUCGUAUCGGCCGCCAUCUGGCAGGAUGCUGGAUAAUCCUCCGGUGGAGACGGUACUACACUCUGCGCAGUGGAGGACGGGGUUCUCGGCAAGGGACCUGGUAGCUCAGCGCGGCAGUACGCGGGAGAGUGCAUGUUAUGGGGUACCGUAUAGUGAGCAUAGUUCGUUCCGGGAGUUGACGGCUUUUUGUUGUGCGUUGCGGAUCGGGCGGGUGAUUCCCACGGUGAACGUAGGUAGUCAGAAGAGCCGGGAGAAGAUGAAGGGGUGGAUUGAGCGGUGGGAGGGAGAAAAGAGACGAAAUGGGCUGUUUAGAGUUGAGGAGUGGUAG